AUGUCGUCCGACAAGAAGUUCACGACGGCCGACGUCGGCCAGCACAAGGAUGCCGACAACGGCUACUGGCUGAUUGUCGAGAACGGCGUCUACGACCUGACGAAGUUCAUGGAUGAGCACCCCGGCGGCGACAAGGUGCUCAAGCGCUUCGCUGGCAAGAACGCGACCAAGGCCUUCUGGAAGUACCACAGCGAGAGCGUGCUGGAGCGGUACGGCGCCAAGUAUAAGAUUGGCGAGGUCGGCGAGGCGGCCAAGCUGUGA
Molecule: messenger RNA, 261 nt
Organism: Drechmeria coniospora
Lineage: Eukaryota; Fungi; Ascomycota; Sordariomycetes; Hypocreales; Ophiocordycipitaceae
Product: cytochrome b5
Exons: 2
Coding region: 1-261 (86 amino acids)
Cellular component (GO): membrane; intracellular membrane-bounded organelle
Molecular function (GO): heme binding
Source: RefSeq, a predicted model, not a curated record